This is a messenger RNA of Drosophila mojavensis, 935 nucleotides long. RefSeq lists its product as uncharacterized. The coding region runs from base 75 to 935 and encodes 286 amino acids. Lineage: Eukaryota; Metazoa; Arthropoda; Insecta; Diptera; Drosophilidae. The transcript is spliced from 2 exons. The record is from RefSeq and is a predicted model, not a curated record.
GUGUAGACUUUCAACAUUUGGUUUAGUGUUUUGGUUCACAAAAUUUCUCCAUAAAAAUCCGAAAUUUAAAAGGAAUGCCUAAUUUGGGGGGUUCUCGCCUGCCUUCAGUCCGCAAAGGUGCCACUAGCCCCGUAAACGUUGGUUUGGAGGGCAGCUCGUGCUCCGUGCCGACGACAGUGCAUCGCCGCAAGCGCAAGAAGGUGGCGCGUGUUAAGGCCGGAGCACAGACGCCACCCAGACCCGUACGUGUACCAGUGAGAGUAGGCAGCUCAGUCACACCAAAGGCGGACGGAGGAAUCCGUAAGGCAGGCAACGGUAGCGCCUCUGGCUCUGGUGCCAAGUCAGCUCGUGUCCCGCCGUCUUUGAGCAUAGCUGAUUGUCAAGUCAAAAAGAGUUCACUGUCACGAAAGACCGCUGGUGCGUCGGUGAUCGCCCCAAUUGGGAGGAGUGGCAAAGCUGAGGCCAGCGGCUCCCGCAAGGUUAAAUUCUCGACUAACGUGCACACCUUUCCGGCCACCGAUAAGAAGACGCGCAUAGGCGAGCUGCAUCUCAAAAAGCCCAUUAAGAAGCUCAAGCGCAACCGCCCGCUCUCGUCGGGUGGCGGAAAGAGCGUCGCGAGCAAGCUUGAGCUAUCCAUAUCGCAGAAGUCCAGCUCUGUCCUGCGCCGCAACGUGCAACAUAGUGGCGCGGCCAUAGACGUCGAGCCUGUGGCAACUGCGCGCGGUCGCAAGGCACCACCGCCCUUAGCCGCCAAGCCGUCCGUAGCUGGCGUAGCUCGCAAGGCCAAACGGCUGACCAAGUCCCGCAUCAAGGCCGGCACAAGCAAUCGCCAACCGGUGGUGACUGCAAUUAGACCGUGUCCGCGUCUAGCCUACUCCAUACAGCCGGAUAUAAAACGGGAUAUUUUACUCCUAAAAAGCGCAGCCAAAAAAUAA